CGCCCCCGCCCGCCGCCCCGCCGGCAGCGCGCACCGCCCCCGCCGUUGCCAGGAGACGGCGAUGGCGGAGCGGGACCCGGCGGCGCUGCCGCUGCCGCAGCUCCGGGCGCAGCUGCGGGAGGCUCGCCACGCCAACGCCCUGCUCCAAACGGAGGCAGAAAUGCUUGAGAAAUGGUACCGUAAGAUGGAGCCGUGCGGUCCGUCGCUCCCACCGCCCUCCGAGACGCGGGAUGCCCCACUGGAGCUGAUGCAGACACGUGGCAGGUACAAAUCCAAGUUGCAUGGUGUGACGGACUAUUUUGUAGGCCUCACAGUGGAGCAGAAAUGUGAGCUGGCUGAGCGGGAGCUGACUGAGAUGGAGGAUGAGAUUCAGAGGAUGAAGGAGGACUCAGAGCAGACGUUGCAGAACCUUGAGGCAGUCAUUGAAGAAGCAGAUGUUUGGUGGACUGAUGUUAAGAAAGCCAUCAGUGACUUUGAGAAAGACAUCAUCAGCACCAUCUCCAGCAAGAAAGGGAGUAUCAUAGCUUCUGAGAAGCUGCUGAGAUACAUGGAGGAAAAGAACCGCCAGAGGGAUCUGCUGAGAGAGAAGUUGCGCUUAAAAAAUUAUUUGCUCAAGGUUUACAAGAAGAAGCUGCAGCAGCAGCUCAGGCAGAAGGAGCAGAUGGGAGAGACACUCCAUGAAGUCCGCUUGCAGCAGCUGCAGGUUAGAAAUGCCCAGUACCAGGAGAAGAUUAAUGAGAAGAACCAGGAGCUGCUGCACCUAAAACUGACCUCAGGGAAGACUGUCCAAGUCCUCAAUUUCUAUAAAAGGAAGCUGCAGGACGCCAUGGAAACGUCCACGUCUCUGAUGAAAGACAUCUCCCAGAGGAAGGAGCUGCUGGAGAAAAUUGAAAGAGAAGCUGCUCUGGUGGAGGAGCAACGAGCCAAAGCUGAGAGUGUGAAUCGGCAGCUGUGGAAGCAGCUCUCAGACUACGGCGUCCCCCCUGUGCUGAGUUACGUGCAGAAGAAGGCGGCUGUCACUGACCUCGAAAACAGCCUCAAGGCUUGGGAAAGGAAGGUGGCAGUUGCUGAGAUGUCCUUGCAAAGCUACCGCAGAGCAUGGAACCAGGUCAAGAUGUCUGGUAACCAGCACUAGGCUUGUCUGAUGCUGCAAGGCGGGCAGUGGAAGCUGCAGAAGGAGCCAACCCUGUGGGGAAGUUUACUGUCCAGUGGGUAAAUGUAGCACCCUGCAAGCUGCAGUGAGAUGAAACCACUUCUGCAUGAAAUGAUAAAGAAACCCAUGGCUCUGU
Aquila chrysaetos chrysaetos is the source of this 1289-nucleotide messenger RNA. It is a transcript of the gene CFAP263, whose product is annotated as coiled-coil domain containing 113. The record is from RefSeq and is a predicted model, not a curated record. Gene Ontology annotation, cellular component: ciliary basal body; axoneme. Bases 62 to 1135 code for a protein of 357 amino acids. Lineage: Eukaryota; Metazoa; Chordata; Aves; Accipitriformes; Accipitridae. Gene Ontology annotation, biological process: cilium assembly. The transcript is spliced from 9 exons.